AUGACCAGUUCGCUGAUAGAGAGCGAGGCAACUCUCCAGGAGUCUUAUCUUCGUCUUGAAAGUCGCCUAGUUGAACGUCCACAGACACCUUUGUCAGGUAGCAGGCGUGUCGAGACCGCUACAAACAACGGGGUACAGGUAGCAGCAGCGGCCGGGAGUGAACGGCAAAUCGACACGAGUGUGGAUGUCUUCAGCGCGGGAAGUUCAAAUACAGUUCCUACGACUCCUGUGUUUAAUCUUAAUUCAGCCUAUCAGAAUUUCAGGACAGAAUCGACAUCGCUAGAUCACAACAACGCUAGAAGGACAAAUUAUAGUUAUGCUGCCGAGUCCCUGCCUUUAGUGGAGACAGUUUCACCUGCCUUAAGACAAAGCAUAAUUACAGAUGGGGCGUUUCCGGAUGUUGGCGCCACACGCAGAUGUCCUUCCGGUGCCAUGUCUGCCCAUGUCUUCCCUCCUCAUGAGUUGAAUCCCGAGGUGGACUGUUUAUGGAAUGCAAACCUUAGUGCUAGAACUUUAGCCACCUAUAAGUCAGCUUUGAACUGUUUCCUGACAUUUGUGCUUAUGAUGAUGGGUAUUACUUUCCCGGUAAACUCUCUUCCACCUGUUGACGAAGAACUGUAUCUUCUCAUCUCGAUGACGUUUUACCCGCCACUUUUGUUGGUCCUGCUGCUGACUCUAAGACAGACGACAGAAGCUAUCACUGUCAUACGGAGUUGGGUUCCCGCUCGACAAAUCGAAGUGUGUGUCAAGGAGGCGUUACUUGUGCCCGAGCUGUAUAUAGAACAGGUCGGGGGGUUCUUCUUGCUGAGGCGCUGCACUUCCGGUACCUUGUUCUCCAUCCCCGCCUGCGGUUGCGUAGAGACCUUUCCCGUCCCCGAGGUCCUCACCACAACCCAUAGGACAACUACUACAGCUGUUACAUCAACAGGAAUCCAAGGAGUACCAGUUCCCUCCCAAGAUGACGGGCAAUUUGGCGAUUUCUGUGGACCUUCUUUCCGGUUUAUUUACAAUCGGACGACCAUGUCGGACGAUCGCUCUGUGCCAUCUCUUGCCACAAAUUCCGUCCGGUUUGUUCGACUAGCCGGAAGUGUAGGGGAGACAUCAUUGUUACUAGGGAGAGAUGGAUUCUUAACGAUAUGGACGAUGAGCUACAUAACAUUUGCUCAUCGAUUUAAAUUUAUGCUUCGAUUUAAGUUACACGAGAACUUUGAGUACCAGGACCAACUUUACAACUUGUUUGGAGAUGGACCUUGUGGAAAUUAUACUUCUAAAUAUAGAAUCAGUGUGAACCCCGUUAAACGUGAGGUACAUGCUGAUGUAACUCUAAGGAACCGUGCCAUGGUCAAUCUUGUCUUGUCAGAUGUGAGACUGGACGACUGGACGGUGGUGGAGCUGGAGGCCAUGCGAGGACAGGUCCGUCUCGUCAUUGACCACAGGGAACGUAGGGAUUACAUUGGAGCUUCUACCAUAAAAUCGUCCCCGUGUCCUAUGGAGAUCGGGAAGGAGUCGUCGACAGCAGCGGGGUUUGUCGGCUAUAUUGACAUGCUUGCCUUUCACAACUGUUUUGGAAACUAGGGAAGUAAGGUGCCUGAGGCCGAGAUGACGUGUUUCCGAUGUACGGAAACGAAUUUUAUAACGCAAUUCCGGUUGGAAGGAAAAGUAUGACAACUUACACACAUUGAGUGCUUGUAAGUUAUAUAAUAGGAACUGACUUGUUUAAUUGCUGAAGAGCCUUGAACACGCUCCGACAUAUGAGUAUUUUGUGUCUUCCUUGAACAUGUACCGUGUCGGACAGUAUACUGACCCUUUUUUAAUUUCCUUAUCAUGUAAAGUAUGAUAGAUAACAGGUCAGAAACAAUGAGAGGUUUUCCGAGUUGUCGUCAAUUUGAGCAAUUUGUUAAGGAUUGUCACUCAUUGUAACAUUUAAAAGAUACUUAUCAGAUCAACAACAGUCUUCUCUAGAAGUAUCUCAUCACACCGCCAAUGAUGAGUUUAAUAAAGAAACAAUUGUGCGAUUCAAUAUGUACGUUCGUUGGAGCACACACUCACGACGAGAUACAUUAUGAAAAUCCCUAACAGAUCGUCAGACCCUUAUAAAAGAAGCUUAAAUGAAUAACAGUAUUUAAAUGACUCAAAACAUCCUAUGUAGAAUGUUUAACAAUCUUCUAUUUACGCUAUGAUACCAUUAAAAACACUAGAUCGUGACAAGAUAAAACGAGAGUGUCUACGGCUGAUGGUGACCUACGACAGUUUCAGGCUGUUUGUUGCAUGGUGACUUGGCUGUUUAAACGACACCCGGACAAGGUGGGCUGAAGGCAUAUUGCAGCAAUGUUUUCAGAAAAAGCAUCCGACGUGUUCAUACACGCAACACUUCAGGAACGAUGACCAUCCUUUAAGCAACGUUCAACUGUAAAAAAUGCAGCUGUCCUGUGGCGUCAAAUGUCGCUUGCUGCGUAAUCACCAUUAUGAUGCAUAUCUGCUGUCACACUGAUCUAGGUCUAUGUAUAUGUCAGAUAAGAUUCAUAAAGGAAGAAAAAAAAUGAGGAAAAUGGAGAAAUAAUGACACUGCUGUUAUAUCUUGUCCGUUAGCAAUUUUUCUAUGUCUGGUAAGACGUGUUUGGGAGAGUCUCACUUAAGCUCAUUCGGUAGAGCAUCAGACCAAGAAACUGAACGUUCUGACUUCAAUUCCUAGCGGAAGCAGUGAAAUAAUUAUUUCCUCUGUUACAUUGUCGCGGUCAUCUGUAAUGAACAAUGGUUUUCGACAACAAUAAUGAAGUUCAUGCCAUAUAUACUGAAUUUUCUAGUGCAUUUGACAAGUUUAGACAUACAUUACUAUCCCAUGAAUUUAAAUCAAAUGGGAUUAACGGUUAUGUUUUUGAUAAGUUCAACACCUACCCAUGUAAUAGAUAAUAAUGUGUUGUGAUAAACGGUGCAACUUCCGGUUGGUGCGAUGUACCUUCCGGCGUUCCACAAUUUUUAGUUUAGGACCAGAAUUAUUUGUUCUUUUAAUUAACGAUCUGCCAUCCAAUUUUAAACUUGUCGCUGUUUGCUGAUGAUAGCAUGUUAUUAGACUGUUAGACUGUUAAAGAUAUUUCAGAUUGUGAGCAAUUGCAAAAAAGUUUUGAAAGGGUGUAUGUUUGGUGUUAAGACUGGAGAGUAAAAGUGUAUGUACACAUUGUGUUCCUUUAUUUCUCUUUGUCGAAAAAUAAAAUAAAUUACACCUAAAUUAUGGGAGGGGAGAUCUUGAUCAAUGAAGCAAGCGUGAACAAGAAAUGUGUACAUCAAAACUGUCAGAAGCAGACUUGUAUGAGUACUGUGCUAAUUUUGCCCCUCCGUAUAAUGAUCUAAAUAAAAAAAAAUGUAAAGUUUUGAUGUUAUAAAACCACUGACACAAAUUUUGAUGAUUCACCAUAAACAAACAUCUGCAAGCAUUUUGAUUGACUAAGUUUGGAAUGUAAACAGAAAUGUUUAGACGCUGUGUUCUGUUUGACUUGUGUCCAUAGCCACUUCGACUGAUCUUUCCUGAACAAUUCUUGUUUUUUAUGUAUCGGGACGAAUUCUUUUACAGCCCAAUUUGCAGACGUAAUGAUCAUAAACACGGGAAUUUAUAUCAGAGACUUGAAAUUAUAUCUCAUUUGUUAAAUUUUGUUUUAUAGGACCUAUUUCUGAUGAAUGUAAGUAAAAUAAAUAGGGUGGUUGCAAUAUGAAUUUUCCUUAUCAGAAAACAACAAGCAGUUUUAUGAACAAUUACCGGAUAUAUACUCGUGUAAAUUGCCGCUUUAGACAUCUGCGAGUGUUCACACUUUCUUAUAACGAAGUAAAUACUUCCGUUCACUCGUACACGUUUAUCUUAUCAAACAGGAAAUUAAAUUUAAAAUAUGACGCACUUGUAAUAGUACACAUACAGUAAAUGUUGUCAAUAUUGUUCAACUAUAUCUCCAGUGUUUCUAAGUUACCUUUAGCAUUUCGUGUUUCCUGUAGCAUUUCAAUGUGCUUCUUUAAUAAUUCUUUGUGAAGCUUUGGUAUUUCUUUGUCUUAUCUUUUGUUUUUUCUGGUUACGUAUAGAUCUGCCCGUACGGUGUACAUAUAUAUACUAGUAUAUAAUAUAUGUGUCUCAUACGAGGUCAUCACUCUACAGACAUGCAUUUCGACUUUCUGCGGUCAAACACUAUGUCACUGUAUCAAUAAAUAGAGUUUUAUAUGAGCUCUACAUACAGACUUCAUCACUUUUCCCAUUUUUACGAAACUUUACACACAUGUUCAAAACAUCAUGUCGCCAACAAGUUUGCAUUUCGACCUUCGUGCAGUCAAAAAACUCCGCAAUUCCUAUGACUUUGAAGUGUGAGGGUAUUCGUAUCGUCUGCUAUGCUUUGUUUUCAGUGUUAUUUAUUUGUGUUGUCUUUAGUAUUUCGUAAGGGUGGUCGGGUGGCGCAAUAGAUAACGCACUCCCCUUUUACCAAGGCGACCAGGGUUCGAUUCCCCGAUCGGACGUGGGUUUUCUCCAUAGACUCCAGUUUCCUCCCACAUAAAGACCCCCGG
This is a messenger RNA of Mizuhopecten yessoensis (Yesso scallop), 4539 nucleotides long. RefSeq lists its product as uncharacterized. Lineage: Eukaryota; Metazoa; Mollusca; Bivalvia; Pectinida; Pectinidae. The coding region runs from base 1 to 1575 and encodes 524 amino acids. The record is from RefSeq and is a predicted model, not a curated record. The transcript is spliced from 8 exons.